Messenger RNA from Antrostomus carolinensis (chuck-will's-widow), 436 nucleotides. Its product is annotated as bromodomain-containing protein 4-like. NCBI's taxonomy places the organism in Eukaryota, Metazoa, Chordata, Aves, Caprimulgiformes, Caprimulgidae. The transcript has 2 exons. Gene Ontology annotation, cellular component: nucleus; chromatin. The annotation marks the transcript as partial. The record is from RefSeq and is a predicted model, not a curated record. Gene Ontology annotation, biological process: regulation of DNA-templated transcription; chromatin remodeling.
CUACGAUAUCCAAAGGCAUUUGUGCCUGGAGCCACGGAAGAUCGAUGGACAAGCCAAGCAACUUCUGACUCGGCAUCAUUUUCUGGGGCAAAAUUUUAUGGCAAUGUAUCCUACAAGGGUGUCGGGUGAGGAAUGCAAUGGGAUCAAUAGCAUGUCGACGGAGAGCGGCCCCGGAACGAGACUGAGAAAUUUGCCGGUCAUGGGGGAUGGACUAGAAACCACCCAAAUGUCAACGACGCAGUCACAGGCUCAACCCCAACAAGGCAGCGUUGUAGGUGUGAAUCCUCCUCCACCGGAGACCUCUAACCCCAACAAACCCAAGCGACAGACCAACCAGCUGCAAUAUCUGCUCAAGGUGGUGCUGAAGACGUUAUGGAAGCACCAGUUUGCGUGGCCUUUCCAGCAGCCCGUGGAUGCCGUCAAGCUGAACCUCCCU